AUUGCAAGAGUAAGACCUCAGUUGUAUGUGCACGUUCUGUUUAGCUAGUUAACUAAGAGUGUCCAAUUUAAAAAAGGAAUAAAAAAAGAGAAAAAGGUUUGAACACAGCUUUAUUGCAGUAUUAAUUCUCUCUAUAUAUAUUUCAGAAGCAGCUUAUGUGCAUGAGCAAACAAAAGAGCACCCACUUCUUUUCUAUCUCACAGCAAUGGCUUCUAACCAUAUUGUCUCUUCCUCUCAAUCUGCUCUCAAUUCCCACUCCUCUUCACCAUCUCCAACUUCUUUACAACCUUCUACUUACAGGGAAUAUGAGCCUGAGGAGAUUGAUUGGGAUAAUUUGGGAUUCAAGGUUAUGCCAACUGAUUAUAUGUUUAUAGCCAAAAGCUGUUUGGAUGGAAAUUUUGAAGCAGGCCAACUAAAUCCUUUUGGAAAUAUUCAAUUGAGCCCCUCUGCUGGAAUCUUGAACUAUGGACAGGGUUUAAUUGAAGGCACAAAAGCCUAUAGAAGAGAAGACGGACGCAUUUAUGUAUUCCGUCCGCAAGAUAGCGCAAUUCGAAUGCAGAUUGGCGCUGAAAGAUUGUGUAUGCCUUUUCCAUCUGUAGACCAAUUUGUGGAUGCUGUUAAGCAAACAGCUUUGGCCAAUAAACGUUGGCAGAUUCCUCCAGCCGGGAAAGGGUCACUUUAUAUUAGACCUCUGCUUAUGGGAAGUGGAGCUGUACUUGGAGUUGCUCCUGCACCUGAAUACACAUUCCUUGUCUAUUCUUGUCCUGUUGGAAUCUAUUUGAAGGAUGGAACAGGAGCACUCUCUUUAUAUGUUGAGGAAGAAUUUCAUCGUUCAGCCUUGGGUGGAGCUGGUGGAAUCAAAAGCAUUACUAAUUAUGCCCCGGUGAUGAAAGCCAUGAGAAAUGCAAAAGGGAAAGGAUUCACUGAUGUAUUAUACCUUGAUUCAGUAAAUAACAAAUAUAUUGAAGAGGCCUCUUCCUCUAAUAUUUUUCUAGUCAAGGGAAAAGUCAUUUCAACUCCGAAGGCAAACGGAACCAUUCUUGAAGGAGUUACGAAGAAAAGUGUCAUAGAUAUUGCACAUGAUCUUGGAUACCAGGUUGAAGAACGCAUGAUUGAAGCAGAGGAAUUGAUUACAGCUGAUGAAGUAUUCUGUACAGGAACUGCACUUGGUGUUGCUGCUGUAGGAAGUGUUACUUACAAGGGUAAACGGAUUGAAUAUAAGAUAAGUUCAGAAACGAUAAGCCAGCAAUUGAACUCGAGGCUAGUGGGGAUUCAAAGAGGCACUAUUGAGGAUAAGAGGAAUUGGAUUGUUGAGGUUAAAUAAGAUUCGAUCUAUUGAGCUUUGAAAUAAAUAAAAGAUUGAGAGAGUGUUUUGCUUGGUAUAGCUAGUUUAACAAGUGUUCACUGUCCUGUCAAGUAAAAGUUGUGAGUUCGAGUCUUGUUUGUCGCGUCAGUUCAAUAAAUAUAAAUGCAUCUUUCAAUUCAAUAAAUUAACAAUGCUUUGAGAACAUGAA
Molecule: messenger RNA, 1514 nt
Organism: Nicotiana tabacum (common tobacco)
Lineage: Eukaryota; Viridiplantae; Streptophyta; Magnoliopsida; Solanales; Solanaceae
Product: branched-chain-amino-acid aminotransferase 2, chloroplastic
Biological process (GO): branched-chain amino acid metabolic process
Molecular function (GO): branched-chain-amino-acid:2-oxoglutarate transaminase activity
Source: RefSeq, a predicted model, not a curated record